AUGCUGGACUUUCUCAGGAUAGACUGGCUCAGUCUUACUAUCCCGCUCGCCUAUCUAGCUGUCCUGGUCGGCUCGCUCGCAACAUUCUCCUCGCUUUACCGCAAACGCAAGAUCCAAAAGGCUACUUCCCUGAAGCCAUGGUUUCCAUCACAUCUCCAGCGUGAUAUAUACUUCUCUAUCCUGCAUAUGGAGAAAAAGGCCCCCGAGACAGUGUUGAAAGCAGCGCUUCUACAUCGUGCGGCAGAAGACAUCAAGCGACUUCUCGAGCUUAGAACUAAAAAGGCUGCUUUAUCUACAUUACUACAAAAAGGAAACGUUGGCGAUGACCUAUGGCAGCAAUUCACAAGAGCCGAAAAGGAGAUGGAAGAGGAAUUCAGAGACGUUGCUUCAGAGGCGAAUACUUAUGCCCCUGGCUGGGGUCAGGUCAUCUUCCAGUCUGCAAACGAGAUGUUCCUGAAUAAUAUGGCACGAGCCGACAUUCGCGCUCUUCAAAACACAGUCACGGAAGAAAAGGGAUGGUGGGAUCACAAAAGGGCAAGCAUACAGGAAGGAUUCAUGAAAGAGCUCGAGCAAGAAAAGGCUGGCACUACAGAAAGUUCCAGGACCAAGGGCGGGUCUACAGGCGAAAACACCCAGCUUGGCAGCGAUGAAGAUGCUGUCCUUGUGGAUGCGGCUAGCUCUACGACCGGCUCCACGACCGGCUCUGUGAGCGGAGGGGGCAAAAAGAAAAAGAAGGGAAAGAAAUAA
Microsporum canis CBS 113480 is the source of this 747-nucleotide messenger RNA. Its product is annotated as translocation protein sec66. Gene Ontology annotation, biological process: post-translational protein targeting to membrane, translocation. The coding region runs from base 1 to 747 and encodes 248 amino acids. Lineage: Eukaryota; Fungi; Ascomycota; Eurotiomycetes; Onygenales; Arthrodermataceae. The record is from RefSeq and is a predicted model, not a curated record. Gene Ontology annotation, cellular component: Sec62/Sec63 complex. The transcript is spliced from 3 exons.